UUUAUCCACUCUACGUUCAGACACUUUCUGCUUUUUAUCUCGUUAACAACCAAAGUCACAAAUUCAAAAUCAAUACGCAAGGAUGAGUGACGGACUUGAAACAGCAUUGAAUGUGACUGUGCACAUUGAUAAGUACUACUUACCGAUUUUCUUGUGUCUUUCUGUGCUGGGCAACAGUCUAUCCGUGUAUGUACUCUUUUGCACAAAACUACGUUACAAGUCAUCCAGCAUCUACUUGGGUGCACUGGCGAUGAGCGACAUUGGUGUGUUAGUGACAACAUUCGUGACGUGGUUUGAAGACAUGGAAAUUAUAACUCAGGAAUAUUGGUUGCUAAUCCUACAUAAUAGUUUGGAAUAUACAUUUACUUUCUUGAGUGUGUGGAUUGUAGUCACCUUUACAUUUCAACGAUAUAUAGUGGUCAAGUGGCCGCUACUUCGUCGCUCCUUGUGCACAGUUAAUCGAGCGAAAAUUAUAGUGAUUGGACUGGCGGGAUUAGCAGUUUUAUACUCAAUCCCAUUUAUUAUUAUGAAAAUAAUGUACACAAAUUUAGAUGCAGAUGAGGGAAAAAAUUUGUUGUACUGGUGGUGGAUUUUUCUUAUUAUUGAUGCUAUUAUAACGUGUUUCUUACCUGCAACAAUAAUAGUAAUUUUUAAUGCUCUAAUAGUAUACAACAUCCGCAAGCAAAAUCGUAUCCGAAGAAACAUGAUCUCAAGUUUUUCUGCUUCCAAUACGAACACACAAAGUUCUGACAAUGUAGCGUCCCACAUUGAAGUCACAAAAAUGCUUGUUAUUAUUUCAACCUUCUUCAUAUGUUUGAAUGUACCUUUAUGCGUCGUUAAUCAUUAUUUCUACAAUAGCAUCUGUGGUAUAUAUUGUGUCAUAAUUCUGUACAUCGCCCGAUUAUUAUGGUUAGCAAAUUAUGGAAUGGACGUUGUUUUGUAUUGUGCAACUGGGAAAAAUUUUCGCAGAGAAUUGAUCUGCAUGUUUACGAAAUCUUCAGAUAUUAGAAGAAACGCAGAUGAUUUAUGAUUCGACCAUGAGUUACUCGGUAUCAGUAAUUGGGUAUAUACAGGCUGUCCGGUAAUUGCUGAAGCACUUGGAUGAAAAAGACUAGGAUUUUCGUUAAUUGUUAUUUCAAAAACGUUUUUAAGUUUUAAAAGUGGAUUUUGCAGAUCCUGUACGUUUUUGCCAAAUAAUAUAUCAUCAUUUACAUGAAUGGUUAGAAA
Linepithema humile (Argentine ant) is the source of this 1227-nucleotide messenger RNA. Its product is annotated as probable G-protein coupled receptor 139. Gene Ontology annotation, molecular function: G protein-coupled receptor activity. Gene Ontology annotation, cellular component: membrane. Gene Ontology annotation, biological process: G protein-coupled receptor signaling pathway. The record is from RefSeq and is a predicted model, not a curated record. NCBI's taxonomy places the organism in Eukaryota, Metazoa, Arthropoda, Insecta, Hymenoptera, Formicidae.